Molecule: messenger RNA, 1377 nt
Organism: Solea senegalensis (Senegalese sole)
Lineage: Eukaryota; Metazoa; Chordata; Actinopteri; Pleuronectiformes; Soleidae
Gene: arb2a
Product: family with sequence similarity 172 member A
Exons: 11
Coding region: 211-1377 (388 amino acids)
Biological process (GO): regulatory ncRNA-mediated heterochromatin formation
Cellular component (GO): nucleus
Molecular function (GO): siRNA binding
Source: RefSeq, a predicted model, not a curated record
UAAAUACGCCUUACAGGCCGUUGCCCCGGUAACCCGGAAGCUUCACGCUCUCAGACCUUUGCACGGCUCAGAGUUCUUCCUGUUUUAGAGAUUUCGAGGAAGCAACAGCAGCAGCAACAACAGCAACAGCAGCAGCAACAGCAGCAGCCUGUGGACAGUCACGUAUGUGCUGAUGGUUGUAACUCAGUGAUCUGCACGAGCUGAGGACCCAUGAUCUCUCAUCCUUGUGCUACCUCACUUGCGCUGUACAUAUUGUGGAUCACCAUGGCUCAGGUUGCUGGCCAGGAGGACAGAGAGAAAACUACUGCACUCAAAGAUUUGCUGUCAAGAAUAGACUUGGAUGAACUGAUGAAGAAAGAUGAGCCUCCUUUUACUUUCCCUAAAACUCUGGAGGAGUUUGAAUAUGCCUUCAAUGAAGAUGGCCAGCUCCGACAUAUAAAAACAGACGAACCGUUUGUGUUCAAUGCCAGGGAAGAUCUUCACCGCUGGAACCAGAAACGCUAUGAAGCUCUCGGAGAGAUCAUCACUCGGUAUGUUUAUGAGCUGUUGGAGAAAAAGUGCAACAUGACUAAAGCUUUCCUGCCAGAGGAUGCCACAGAAGAUGAACCCACCAGUUUUAUUUACCUGAGCCCUGAUGCCUUGUCCAACCCGUCGAAGCUGCUGGUGCUUAUCCAGGGUAGUGGCGUAGUACGGGCCGGUCAGUGGUCCCGGAGACUAAUCAUCAACCAGGACCUGGACUCGGGGACACAGAUCCCCUUCAUCACCAAAGCAAUGGAGGACGGCUACGGCGUGAUGGUGCUCAACCCGAACGAGAACUACCUGGAGGUGGAGAAGCCGACCGCGUCCAGCCCGCUGCCCUCGCCCACCGAGCCCACGGACGAGCCUGCGGAAAAGAGGGAGCGCAAAGACGACAAGGAGAGCAAAAAAAAGAGGGAAUUCUACGAGAAGUACCGCAACCCGCAGAAGGAAACGGAGACCGAGCGGAUACCUAUACGGGAAAAUGCCUCCUCCGAGGAACACGUGCUAUACGUGUGGGACAACUUUGUGUCCAGAGCCGCAGCCAAGAAUGUCUUCAUCAUGGCCCACAGCUACGGAGGGCUGUCUUUCGUUGAGCUGAUGAAUCAGAGGGAAAUGCAAGUGAAGAACCGAGUGUGUGCCGUGGCUCUGACCGACUCCGCUCACAACAUCUGGCUCCAGGAGACGAGCAAAGGCACGCAGGACUGGAUGCAGCAGCACUGUUGUAACUGGGUGUCGAGUUCGGAACCCCUGGACGCGCCGCUGGACGCCAUGCUGCCCGACUGCCCGCGAGUCUCUGCAGCGUUUUCUGACUUGUCACCGGCCUGUCACUGCUCCGGGGCGGCUCCUCGUGACCUUUAA